Messenger RNA from Psylliodes chrysocephalus, 1153 nucleotides. The record is from the annotation of a GenBank genome assembly. Lineage: Eukaryota; Metazoa; Arthropoda; Insecta; Coleoptera; Chrysomelidae.
GUCUAGUGUCACUUUUAUUUUCAUCUGUCAGUAGUCACUUUCAUUAUAUAAAAAAUGUAUUAAUUUAAAAUAUCUAUUCCUAUAAAUGAUUGAAAUUAAUUUAAUUCAUUAUUGAUAAGGAGCGGACAAAAUGUCCACUAGUAAGGAUAAUGAAAAAGACACAAAAUUCAACGUAUUUUAUACAGAGGUAAAAGAAAUAGAAAAAAGAGACUCAGUCCUAACAUCGAAACAACAAAUUGAAAGAUUACUUAGGCCAGGAUCAACAUACAGAAAUCUCAACCCAUUCGAUGUGUUACAAGUUGAACCAGAAACUACCCUUGAAGAGAUAAAGAGGAAAUACAGAAGGUUGUCCAUUUUAGUCCAUCCAGAUAAGAACCAAGAUGAUCCAGACAGAGCUCAACAGGCCUUUGAGGCAGUCAAUAAAGCGUGGAAGACGCUGGAAAAUGAAGAAACGAGGAAGAAAUGUAUGGAUAUUAUUGAAGAAGCUGUAGGAAGAACAGAUUUAAUGCUGACGGAGAAGAGAAAAAAGGCCAAAAAAGAGGGGAAAGACUCCAUCCCUGAAGAUGACCCCGGUCAAUAUAAACAUGCUGUUUAUGUCUUGACAAUGAAACUGUUUGCAGAUAUGGAGCGAAAGAGGCGUGACCUAACCGAAAGGGACCAAGAGGAGAGGAAGAGGAAACGCGAAACGGAAAUCGAAGAGGAGGAGAAGGCCAAAGCGCAGAAGGAGUGGCAGAAAAAUUUCGAGGAAUCGCGACAAAAUAGGGUAAAUAGUUGGCAAAACUUUCAAGCGAACACAAAAUCGAAAGAAAAAGCAAAUAAGAAAAUUAAAACGUUUAGACCGCCGAAAAACAAACCUGAAUCUAGAUAAGAACGUUUUUAAUGUGAGAUACAAAUUUUAUUACUUCUGUAGUAUAUAUAACCAUAGUUUAGUUUGUAAGAAAUGUAUUUUUAUUUGUAAUUUUAAGUUUUUUUUUAUCAUUUAACGAAGAAUGCCGGAUUCUUUGAUAAUUGUUUACACACAAAGUCUACCUUCUAGUACCUAUUUAAUUAUUUAAAUAAUUUUUGUUAAAUUAAAUGUGUUCUCUUUUCAAAUGAUAUUUGAUUUCAGGUUUGAGUAAAUUUUGAUUGGACGAAUGGAUCAGUAUAGUGUGAC